This is a messenger RNA of Daldinia decipiens, 2113 nucleotides long. RefSeq lists its product as uncharacterized. Bases 509 to 1486 code for a protein of 325 amino acids. Gene Ontology annotation, cellular component: cytoplasm; nucleus. The record is from RefSeq and is a predicted model, not a curated record. Lineage: Eukaryota; Fungi; Ascomycota; Sordariomycetes; Xylariales; Hypoxylaceae. Gene Ontology annotation, molecular function: RNA polymerase II CTD heptapeptide repeat phosphatase activity; RNA polymerase core enzyme binding. The transcript has a single exon.
UGCCCGCUCCGAGCGUCCCUAGGCUGCUACUACCUAUGGGAGUACAUAUCUAGGUACCUAGGUACCUAUGCUUAAUAUUAAUGUAAGUGCACGGGCCAAUGACGAUGCUAUAUGCACCUUUCCCUCGCUUGAGGCAAGCUCCUUUUUGUUACAUAGAUGGAGGUACAUAUGGAUGGAGGUAAGUAAGUCCGGUGGCUAAACGCCUCACCUUUCAUUGUGGCACAUUGCCUUGUCUAGGUACCUAGGUACCUAACCUAGGUAAAUACAACUUGCACCGUGCGGGGUGAUUGCGCUUUCUGCAGAUAAUACAUACGAAACUACCUAAAAUAUCAAGACAGAUUCACUCCCUCCACUGUGUCGCUACGUAAUAGCGGGACUGUGAUACGGACGAAUAUAGAAUUUCAAUACGAUAAGUCAAAGAGUUACGACAACCUACCUACCUACCUACCUACCUACCUAUCUUUUAUAUCCACCAAAAUACCGAAAUCAUACCAACGAUCUGAACAAUAUGUCUUCGGCAGCUCCAACAACCUCGUCACAACCCAAGAAGCCCAAGGGCAUCUUAAAGAAACCCACAACCACCACCACCACCACCACCACCACCACCACCAACACCUCGUCUCCUUCCGCAGCCAUAGCCCCCAUCUCCCCCUUCCCAAUCCAAGAACACAAACCAACCGCCUCCAAACCCAACGCCCGCGAAACAGCCAUCCAACAAGCGCGCAUAAUCCAGCAGCAGCACGCAUUCGAAGACGAGAUCCAGGACUCCAUCAUCGAGCUGUCCAAGCUGCCCCUAGCCUCCUCGGCUGCAUACGACUCCUCGAACCCUUCCCCUUCCGACGCCGACACCUUCCGGCAGCUAGUCCGGCUCUUCCAGCCGGGCGACUACGAGGACCUGAUCGAAGAGCGCAACACGCUUAAGAAAUGCGGGUACGCGCUGUGCCCGCGCCCGCGCGUGCGUCUCGGCCCGGGCGGCGAGUACAAGCUGGUGAGCUGGGGGCGGGGCGACUUUGGCAUCGUGCCGCGGAAGGAGUUAGAGCGGUGGUGCUCGCGGGAGUGCGCCCGCCGGGCCAUGUACGUCAAGGUGCAGCUUGGUGAGACCGCGGCCUGGGAACGGGCAGGCAUUUCGUCUAUCCGGAUCGAUCUGCUGGACGAGCCGAAGCAGGCCGAGGAAGAAGAAGAAGACGAUGCGACUAGACGGCUCGAGAGGGAGUUACAAAGCGUAGAAAGGAAGGCUGCCCAGGAUGCGAAGGAUCUAGCGCUUGAACGAGGCGAUGCCGUGGACAAGCCGUCUACGAGAAGGGUUAAGCUUACGAUUAGGGAGAAGUCCGUUAAGAUGGCUCCGCAAGAGCCCACGCUGGAUAAAGAUGGUGAGAGCCAUUUGGUACUGGACGGGUACAAGCCAAAAUUCAACCAAGAGCUGGAACAAAAAGGCGAAGAUGAAAAUGUGAAAGAGGAUAAUUCUGAAAAACCGACAGCAGAAUGAUAUAACGGCAUUUUGAUCAUUACUAGCAUAAUUCCGGCGUUUUGAUUAAGAUCAUUUGAGAUACCCUUAGUAGAAAAUAAUGGCAAAGACAAUUACUUAUACCGAGACACACAGUGUUGUUAAUGGCCACCACAUCAUGACCAUCCCCUUAUACGCAAUGCCGAGUUGUCCAAUUCACCGGGACUGAAGGGGUUAAUAACGACCUAGACUUUGUAAAUCCUAGUCAAGUACAAGUCACGUACGGGCAGAAGGAAUAAGAAUUGGCCAUCAACCGUCAUCCCCAGAGAGAACACUGGAGAAUCAGGGACACCUUGUGUGGGAAAGAUCUCGUCAAUUGCAGAUCUAGAACGGUACCUACUAUCGUCCGUAGUAUAGACGCCGUAAAGCCAUGUUAAGACCGAUACCAGUUGCCCAAACCAACCAUCAUAACCCUCCUUCACUUUUCACGUGAGGAAAUCGCUAAUAUUUGCAACGUUUAUCGAGGAGCGCGGUCGCCGAAUCUGCGGGGUCGCUCAGCGGUCUGCUGCUGGGUGACGGGAACGACGUUGACGGGGACGUUGUCGAACUAUAGAACAGAUCACGGUAAGCAAUUGUCAUUUAACUCGGAGACAAUAUAGGGAGAAUAAA